AUGAAUGUAAUUUCAAUCUCUGUUUUACUGAUCUUUACUCUUCUCUCAGUUACUAAUGCACUUGAAUGCUACGUAUGUGAACAACAGGAAGGAAAUGAUGAUAAAUGUAUCAAGACUGUUCGUAUGUGCCAACGAUAUGAAGAUACAUGCGCCACAUUAAUUCUCUACACGACACCUCACGAAUGGACACCACGAGGGGAACGUCGCCAUUAUAUCUCAAAAGGUUGUGAUACAAGAGAUGCAUGUACACGCCUUCUCUAUGGUUUGGCUACUGUUUGUACUCGUAACUGGUAUGAAGAUUGGGCAUGUGUAGAAUGUUGUCAAGGCGAUCGAUGCAAUCGAUACGUUGUUUUGGGUUCAAAUAAUACGCGUGCAUCAAUAAUGUUACUUAUCGUUGCAAUCCUUACUGCAUUAUUUAUUCGCUAUUGA
This is a messenger RNA of Adineta ricciae, 429 nucleotides long. The record is from the annotation of a GenBank genome assembly. Lineage: Eukaryota; Metazoa; Rotifera; Eurotatoria; Adinetida; Adinetidae.